Molecule: messenger RNA, 2485 nt
Organism: Boleophthalmus pectinirostris (great blue-spotted mudskipper)
Lineage: Eukaryota; Metazoa; Chordata; Actinopteri; Gobiiformes; Gobiidae
Product: stimulated by retinoic acid gene 6 protein-like
Exons: 18
Coding region: 141-2015 (624 amino acids)
Biological process (GO): vitamin A import into cell
Cellular component (GO): plasma membrane
Molecular function (GO): retinol transmembrane transporter activity; signaling receptor activity
Source: RefSeq, a predicted model, not a curated record
AUCAGAACAGUUGUUUCCUGGGGUAAAACGAGACUGCGUUUACACUAUCAGUGUCGUUGCUGGUAUAAUGCAUUUGCCUUUGUUAUUUUGUUUAAAACAGAACUAUUCAAGGAUUAAACGUAACCUGAUUAACUUCUACAAUGGGCUGGAUGCAAGAAUAUGUGUAUCAGAACUCAACCAGGUCAGGGUGUGACGAUUCAUUCUCAACUGAAUAUUUCUUGCACUUUUCCCUCAUACCAGCUGUGUUCAUUGUGGGAGUGCUUUCAUUCCUCAAAAGAAGAACCAAGAAACAUGUCAUUGACCAGAGACUUCCGUUACUACAAGGACGUUUUGGCAUUGUCAUACCCAUGGACGCUAUGGGCUUCAGUAAUCGCUGGUCAUAUGGAUUUGCUUUUGGGGCCAUUUCCUAUAGUGUACUGGAGCUCUUCUAUGAACAGCAUAUUCCAAAUUUUUUUCCAAAUUGGGCCAAAGCUAUAGCUUAUUUGAUUGGCGCCUUUGAGGUGGGUCUGGCAUAUUUCCCUUUUUUUGCCUGUCUGUCAACGCCAAACAAAGCAACUGGGGCUGUGAUGGGAAUAUGCUAUUCCUUAUUCUGGAUUACUGUUGUUGGCUGGGACUGGUUCACUUGCCUCUAUGUUUGGAAAUGGGGGAACUACAAGAAGCCAGUUUACGAGUGGCCCCGGGUUCUCUCUCUUAUCUUCCUCUUGGGACGUUUUUUUUCCUUGCUGGUAAAAGCUGUGCGCAGACAGUGUAAAGAUGAGCAGGAGGACUGUGAGAAUCUCAUGCACACUCAUCAGAUUGAACAUGUGAGGAGACUACUGAGGAAGCCAGCUGUGUACAGUAACCCACUGAACUGGUUCCAGCGACAUGUCUAUGAGUGGGACCCUCACUUCAAGUUUCCCAACCGGCUCAUUGGGACUGCCAUUGUAUCUCUCCUAACCCUUUAUACGAUGGUGCUAAUAGACUUUGGAUUGUUUUCUGCUCUAUUUAAAUGGUUUGAGAAACUUACGAACAGCGGAAUGUACUCUACUCAAAUACCACAGUGGCUGGAUGUCCUCUGGAAGUGUCACCAUGUUACUCUUAUAUCAGCAAGUCUCAACAUGGUGAUCUACAUUUGCCAUGUUUUAGUCUGUUACAGAAAACAAAUGAAAAGACUCUGGAAAGGGCACAAGGAUUUUCUGCCAAAGAAAUUACAAAACCCAAGUUCUGCUGUCAGUGUGGCUUCUAUUGCAAAAUAUUCUGGUUGGCAAAUAGCAUUCACUCUUUGGGGUUAUGUGAUUAUCCGGAUUGUUCAGUUUUUGGUUGCCUUUGUAAUUGCUUAUGCAAUUGUCAUACCAAUAAUAGAUGGUAAAGGGUGGAUGCUUUUCACAACAUUGGGAACCCUUCUUAUAUCGUUUGGCUUACUGCUGGGCCUCCUCAAGCUUCAAGUUUUUCUGGUUCAGUGGUUUUUCCUUCAAGACAAAAUAUCUCCAACUGAUGACCAAAAGCCUCUUGCCCUCAAUAACAGGAAUGCCUUUAACUGCUUCAAUUACUUCUUCUUCUUCUACAAUGUGGUGAUGGGAAUAACGAGCUGUUUCCUCCGGAUGAUGAUAAGCUUCGUGUUGGGGACGUGGCUGGUGUCUCGCAUUGACCGCACCAUCAUGCAGAAAGGAUAUGAGACGCUUGACAGGGGUUAUUGUACAUGGAUUGGGAUGAUUUUUGCUGACCACCACCACAGCAACCCAGUGAUGGUGUGCUUCUGUCAGAUGCUGCUUUCUCACAUUCAGUAUAUGCAACAUGAGUCCAGCUACUCCAUACUCAACAACGCCCCCUGUGAUUCAGCACAGAGCCGGGUUAAGAAGCGCUGGAGACUGUUUUACACUUUACUGAAGAACCCUCAUCUCAUCCCACUCCGGAAGCAGCACCUCCAUGCUAAUGUUCCUCUGAAGGUAUCCUCCUCUCCUCAGGCCGACCUUGUGGUGCGGGCUUGGCUCAUGCGCUCGGAGGCAGCCACAGAGAUGAUCUCAGACAAAUGCUGAAAUUUUGACCAGCCCCAAAACCUGCUUUACAAGAAAACCUACUGUAAAAAAUGAUAGGAGCAUAUCGAGUCACUAUUACAUACCUAAAUGCACUAUUACACUUGCACUUGAAUGUUUGUUGUAUAAUAGUUCUGUUCACACAUUCUCACGCUUUGUUUGCCUGUUAGAGAUUUGGAUCUUAUGAAUCUUAACUCGUACUUUUAGUAUAUUAUCGUCAUAUCUUAUUAUCAAGAUAAUUUUCUUUUCUUUUUUGGGGAAAGACCAAAUAUUCUACUGCACAGAAGGCUGUAAAUGGUGCUAUACCAAUGUUGUAAUCUUUGAAACAACUAUUUUUUCAGAGUUAUUUUUUUUAUUUUUUAUAAUUUGACCUGCAAUAUUGAAUGGGAUUUUGUUUUUGUUUUGUUUACAAGCGAGGUUUGUCAUUUCUUUUUGUACAAAGAGCAAAUAAACAGUUAUUAAUUGUUAUUAAA